CUUAUACACCCAGCUUCUCUGUUGAAAAAAUUUAAUUUUCCACUCCUUUCAAGAGCCGCAGAGAAGAUUAUCGUUUUUGCUUAAACAAGGCUAACUAGAGAUGGCUGAUGAGGAUAUUCAACCUCUUGUUUGUGACAAUGGAACUGGAAUGGUUAAGGCUGGUUUUGCUGGAGAUGAUGCCCCAAGGGCAGUGUUUCCCAGUAUCGUUGGUCGACCACGCCACACAGGUGUGAUGGUUGGAAUGGGUCAAAAGGAUGCUUAUGUAGGAGAUGAAGCCCAAUCAAAGAGAGGUAUCCUUACCUUGAAAUAUCCUAUCGAACAUGGCAUUGUUAGCAAUUGGGAUGACAUGGAGAAGAUUUGGCACCAUACUUUCUACAAUGAGCUUCGUGUUACUCCUGAGGAACAUCCAGUACUUCUUACAGAAGCACCACUUAACCCUAAGGCUAAUAGGGAGAAGAUGACCCAGAUUAUGUUUGAAACAUUUGAUGUGCCAGCUAUGUAUGUUGCUAUUCAGGCAGUUCUUUCGCUCUAUGCCAGUGGUCGUACAACAGGUAUCGUCUUGGAUUCCGGUGAUGGUGUGAGCCACACAGUGCCAAUUUAUGAAGGCUAUGCCCUCCCCCAUGCUAUUCUCCGGUUAGACCUUGCUGGCCGUGAUCUUACAGAUUCCUUGAUGAAGAUCUUAACCGAGAGAGGGUACUCUUUCACGACAAGUGCAGAACGAGAAAUUGUUCGUGACAUUAAAGAAAAACUUGCAUAUGUUGCUGUUGAUUACGAGCAAGAAUUAGAGACUGCCAAGAGUAGCUCUGCCAUUGAAAAGAGUUACGAAUUGCCUGAUGGUCAAGUGAUUACAAUCGGAGCAGAGAGGUUCCGUUGUCCUGAAGUACUCUUCCAGCCCUCUUUGAUUGGAAUGGAAGCUGCCGGAAUCCAUGAAACUACAUACAACUCCAUCAUGAAGUGUGAUGUCGAUAUCAGGAAAGAUCUAUAUGGAAACAUUGUGCUUAGUGGCGGAACAACCAUGUUUCCUGGUAUUGCUGAUAGGAUGAGCAAGGAAAUCACAGCGCUUGCCCCUAGUAGCAUGAAGAUUAAGGUGGUUGCACCUCCUGAGAGAAAAUACAGUGUCUGGAUUGGGGGAUCUAUUUUAGCAUCUCUUAGUACCUUCCAGCAGAUGUGGAUUUCCAAGAGUGAGUAUGAUGAAUCCGGACCAGCCAUCGUUCACCGGAAGUGCUUCUGAUUUGGAUUCUGAAAUCUGUAUUAUUCAGUCCUUGUGUCUUUGUCGAUUCAUUUUGGUUGCAUUCGGAAGCUUUUUUUUUUGGGUUUAUCCAUCUGCUAUAAGAUAUUGUUUGCAUUGAGUGGCUUUUCAUACUAUUUUUCUGUUAGGCCAAGAAUUAUAUUCUUUUCGGGGCUUUUCUGA
Messenger RNA from Hibiscus syriacus, 1411 nucleotides. RefSeq names its product actin-101-like. The transcript is spliced from 5 exons. The record is from RefSeq and is a predicted model, not a curated record. The coding region runs from base 101 to 1231 and encodes 376 amino acids. Lineage: Eukaryota; Viridiplantae; Streptophyta; Magnoliopsida; Malvales; Malvaceae.